AUGGAUGCUUCCAUCGACGACCUCCAGUUUUACAGGUCGGCGUUAUCAGCGCAAGAUGUAAACGACGUCUACGCUGCGACGCCGGCGCCAACGCCGGCGCCAACGCAGGCGGUGACUCCACCGACCUCGGCGACGGCAACUGGUGAUCCGCACCUGCAAAACAUCCACGGUGAACGGUUCGAUCUGAUGACGCCAGGUAAGGUUACAUUGGUCAACAUUCCGCGUGGUAAGCGCGUCGAGGACGCGCUGCUUGCGAUAGAAGCAGACGCGCGUCGCCUGGGUGGACAUUGUGCCGACACGUAUUUCCAGGAAGUGAACAUCACAGGGGUUUGGCCGGACAAGCUGAAGGCUGGGGGUUUCACCUUCAACGCCGAAGGCUUUCAGAGACACAAGGUGCAGAAAUGGACGAAAUUCGGGCCGCUGGAGGUCAAGGUCGUCCACGGGCGCACGGAGACAGGGAUCCAGUACUUGAACGUCCUCGUCAAGCACCUUGGGCAUGCGGGCUUUGCCGUCGGAGGGCUGCUGGGAGAAGAUGAUCACACGGAUGUCGGGGGAGCGCAAGACCCGAGUAAGCCGGAACUCGGGUUAGCCGACGUUUUUUUGACGAGCGUGUCCUGGAUUUUGACGGUCCGGUCUUCGUGGGAUGUCUGCAGCGGGAGCUCGCGUCAAAUUUCAGAUUGGGCCUCGGCAUUUUUAUGA
Prorocentrum cordatum is the source of this 699-nucleotide messenger RNA. The record is from the annotation of a GenBank genome assembly. Lineage: Eukaryota; Dinophyceae; Prorocentrales; Prorocentraceae.